This is a messenger RNA of Hyaloperonospora brassicae, 1203 nucleotides long. Lineage: Eukaryota; Oomycota; Peronosporomycetes; Peronosporales; Peronosporaceae. The record is from the annotation of a GenBank genome assembly.
AUGUUGCUGCGUCGACAGCCCGUACCCCCUUCGCGUCGCCCUGGCACGGGCCCCGAAACCUUUACAAAAGUCCGACGCUGCAACUUCUUUCGACGUCAGCUUCGUCGGUUCCUCCGUUGGUCUUCGGCCGUGACAACUGAGCCGUCGAGUUGCGCACCUGGUGAGGCCAUUCAGGGCACAGUCGCUGCGCGUUUGCUCGAGAAACGAGCAGAGACUGCGGUCGUUCGUUGCGCUGUUGAUCCCAUAAUGGUGUUGCAUCGACCGACGUCGUCAUUGCAGCUGCAGUGCUUUGGGUCUGCUGCAAGCACGCGGACCGGCGGUCGACGACAGAAUGAAGACCGUCUUCGGGCGAUUGACAACUUGGAUCGCUACGGACGUGAGCUGCUGGAAGUGGCCCCUCCGAACUCGUCGCUGUGUUUCAGGGAUUUGCUUCAGCAUCGAGGGCUCGAGGACUUUGUCGAGGAAGCACAUGCCCCACCUGCAUUGGCAGUUAACCACUUGCUGCUGCCACGAGCAGAGACGCAGUUCUUCGGUGUCUACGACGGACACGGCGGGGCACAAGUCUCGUCGCUCUUGGCACUGCUGUUUCCAGUGUACGUCCUCGCGGCACCUGAGUAUGCGAGUGACCUGGCAGCGGCCUGUCAUUCGGCGACGAUGGCGAUGGAUGAGGAGAUUCGGAAGCGAGAGCUCAAAGGCGGAGCUACUGCCGUGACACUGCUGCUUCGAGGAGAGACAGCCGUACUGAGCAAUACGGGAGACUGUCGAGCGAUCCUCGUGGCCAAGAGAGAUCAGGCGGGGGUGCACGUGACGCAACUGACAACGGACCACAAGGCUUCAAAUGAACAGGAGAAGCGACGGAUUGAAGAGAGUGGUGGCAUGGUGUUGUACGUGAGGGGCGUGGCUCGAGUGAAUGGCCGUCUGGCAGUUGCAAGAGCUUUUGGAGACUCCGAGUUAGGCCGUCUUGUCAUUGCCGACCCGGAGGUGACUGUGCACGCACUACACCAAGAAGACGAGUACAUUGUCUUGGGCUCGGACGGCUUGUGGGAUGUGCUGACGAACGAGCAGGUGGCAUCGUACAUUGGGGAACACCCGUUGCUGGAUGUGCAGGAGAUGGCCCACAUGCUGACACAUCUCGCUGUUGAGCUCGGCACUUCGGACAACGUGACGGUAAUUGUAGUGGACGUGCGAAGUCGAGCAUCUUGA